AUAGUUUAGUUUUAAGCAAGUCUUAAGACUAAAGAUCAAAUUUUUUUCUUGGUUUAGGUCUACCAACUGGUGGUUACCGAUUCAGACCCUUAACCAUCAAAAACCAAAAUAUUCUCUUCACCAAGAUAAAAACAACCACCCCCACAAUACCAAUUUUCUGUUCUUAGUAGAAACCAACAAAAAUUAUUAAAGAAAAUAGAAGCUUCUAGGGGAGUUUUUGAGCUGACCCCACUUAAGAAAGUUUGGUAUUAUUGAAAAGGAAUAUAUUAUUAUUAUUGUUUUGCUUUUUGUUUUUUCAUGAAAUUUCAAGAAUGGAAGGUUGGAGUUGAUUAUUCUUUGCUUUUUCUUGUUUUUUCACUAUUGUUUGUUUAUUUUUUGAAUAUUUUUUGGUUGGUGUCAUUGUUCAAUGAUAAGGAGGGGUUGGUGUGCUUAGGAUCUUUAGGAUCAGUUUUUGUCUCCAUAUUGGGAAGCUUUGGUUUUGAGCCAAUUAGGAGUUGUGCUUUCAAUCACUCUCUUUGCUCCUCUCUUUUUCUCUUCUGUGCAGUGUGCUCCCUUGGUUGAAAACACAAAGACAAGUUCUUUUCUUUCCAGCUCCCAAAAGAAUUUCUUCCAACACUUUGCUAAUGAUUUGUAGUUCGAUCGAGUCACUUGAGCAGGAGGUUGUGAUUCUUGAGACAUUAUAGGGAUAGAUAUAAUGUCUGCUUACUAUUCAAAUUUGUCCAAUCAAAGAGAGGUUUUGCCAAUGUCCUUUUUGCCAGACCAGAAAUUUGAUUCUUAUCACUCAGCUGGUCUUUCGGAUAGUUCAAUUCACCUUAACCAGCAUUCUUCUACGGUCUCAUACUCGGAAUUGCCUGCUCAGAGUUAUGGUGAAGUUCAAACAAUAAGAGGCAAAGAUGAGAUGCUGUUCAUUCCACCAACCAGUGAAUCGGGAAGUAUGCAACCAAUUGGUAGGUCAGUGAAUGCUGCACCCAAUUUUUUGGAUAAUUCAGUUAUGAUGGAUCCCCGUUCUUUUCCAACGAAACAGCUUUUUGUGCCCAACAUUGAACAAAGCCUUCAAAAUCAAGGACUAUCUCUUAGUUUGGGUACGCAAGUUCCACCUUCGCUUCAUGUGUAUUCGUAUCAAGAUGACUAUACAAAUUCGAGUCUAUCUUCUUUGGUGGGUACUCAUGUUUUGCACUCAGAGCAGGGAUCUGAAGACAAGGAAUCUAAAGUUGCCGAGUACUUGUCAUUUGAUUUAGCUAGAGGAACUAGAGCUGCUAAUAACCCCCAAAACUCCAUGAGCCUGAGAAAUAUGAAUUCUGGUGCACAUUCCAUUUACAACUCUAAAAAUCUAAAGGCUGCUCAAGAUUUGCUUGAUGAAGUAGUUAAUGUUCAGGAAGCACUGAAACAAUCAGAUAGACUACGUAACUUCAAUUUGCUCGGGCAAGAUCGUUCUGAAGAGGCUGAUCUCAAAUCUAGUUGUUCUGCCUCUGGUAUAUCUGGUGAUCAAAAUAAUUCAAUUAAAGGUGAACUUUCACCUGCUGAGCGACAUGAUCUCGAGAGCAAGAUGACUAAACUCUUUUCCAUGUUGGAUGAGGUGGAUAGGAGAUACAAAGAAUAUUACCAGCAGAUGCAAGCAGUGGUAUCUUCAUUUGAGAUGGUUGCUGGACUUGGUGCAGCUAAACCAUACACAUCACUUGCCCUUAAAACCAUAUCCCGCCAGUUCCGCUGCUUGAGGGACGCAAUCAAGAAGCAGAUUCAAGUUACUCGUCGAAGCUUGGGGGAGCAAGGUGAUAGUCAAGGGGAAAGAUUAUAUCGUCUCCGUUAUGUGGAUCAGCAACUGAGGCAGCAAAGGUCCCUUCAGCAAUUUGGUAUGAUGCGCCAGCCUUGGAGGCCACAGAGGGGCUUGCCGGAGACUGCUGUUUCAGUCCUUCGUGCUUGGCUUUUCGAACAUUUCCUCCAUCCCUACCCAAAAGAUUCUGAGAAAAUCAUGCUGGCAAGACAGACGGGUUUAACAAGAAGUCAGGUGGCGAACUGGUUCAUAAAUGCUCGGGUGCGCCUCUGGAAGCCCAUGAUUGAAGAUAUGUACAAGGAGGAGUUUGGUGAGGCGGAAGCAGGAUCUGGAGCUUCACCAGACCGUGCUCCAGAAGAGUCCAAAGAAAAGUCAAUAGCUGAGAACACAGGAGAAGAGAUUCCUGAAAGCUUUACUACACCAGCUGUUAAUUGCAGUCAUCUUGACCCCUCUGAUGAGUCAAGUAAUGUUGUUACCAAUGUACAAAAUAAUUCAUUCAUAACCAAAUUUAGUUUUCAAGACGGUGCUUAUGAACAUGAGAAGAUUGAUGCUGUCAAUACAUACCACGCCUCCAUGUUAGGUGAUAUAAUGGGAAAUCAAGUAUCACUCGCUCUACGUCUACAAAACAGUCAAAUUGAUCAGCAGCCAAUAUCUGGUAGGACACAGUUAGCGGAAGAUGACAAGACAGGAUCGACUCUGGACAUUAGCAAAGGAGAAUAUUAUUACAUCGACCCAGUAAACCAGCAAGAGAGGUUUUCAGGGCCUCAUCUGCUAUCCGAUUUUGUAGCAUAAUGGUUUCUUGCAUAUAUUGGUUAUAAGAUCUUUUUUGCCAGUUAUUGUAUCACUGAGAAUUUGGGUUACCAAAUAUGUGAAUAUACCAAUGGAUAAUCCGUCUGUAUAAUAGUGAGGAGAUUGUGAAUAGUUUAGACUUAGAAUCCUCAGGUGAUAUACAUAUAUGUAAUUUUGUGCUUGAAUAUGAGAAUAAAGAUCGCAUAGAAUUUGAAAUUA
Messenger RNA from Nicotiana tabacum (common tobacco), 2779 nucleotides. Its product is annotated as BEL1-like homeodomain protein 7. Lineage: Eukaryota; Viridiplantae; Streptophyta; Magnoliopsida; Solanales; Solanaceae. Gene Ontology annotation, biological process: regulation of DNA-templated transcription. Gene Ontology annotation, molecular function: DNA binding. The record is from RefSeq and is a predicted model, not a curated record.